Pecten maximus is the source of this 717-nucleotide messenger RNA. RefSeq lists its product as uncharacterized. Bases 243 to 656 code for a protein of 137 amino acids. The transcript is spliced from 5 exons. The record is from RefSeq and is a predicted model, not a curated record. NCBI's taxonomy places the organism in Eukaryota, Metazoa, Mollusca, Bivalvia, Pectinida, Pectinidae.
GUCAUACCUGUACAGCGACCGUAUUAUAUGUUACGUUUGAACACCUUCCCACGUAUGCAGACAGGUGUGCAGCCUACCGUUAGAUAGCUACCUGGUCCGUCACGUUCCGUCCCAUAGCUCUCCGUCAGUCGGCUCCGGAGGUUAUCUAUAACAGGAAUGGUCGCCAGUGGAACAGUUCUAUCCGAAGAUUCCUAAUCAGCUGAGUGGAUGACUAUAAUUUGUUAAAUUGUGUAUAAUUUACAAUGUAUCCUUCCUGUGGAAUAUUUCUGGUGACACUGUUCGCUGCUGUGGCACUUGUCCAUCCCUCCCACCUGUAUGUGAGUCAUGACCUACCAUGCCACACCUCCGCCGACUGUCCCCUAGACGCUUGUUGUCGAGAAUUGGACGGAAAUCUUAUCACCCUGUCCGGAACAUUCGACGCCGUCGGUCCGUUUCACGAUACCCACAACGGCACGUGCGUGCCACUCCUAGCCCAGCACGGGGAACACUGUGGGGAGUUUUGUCAAUGUGACAAGGAACAGGGUCUGCGAUGCUAUCGACAUGUUUCGGAUCACGAGUUUUCUCCGUCAAUCUGCCGUGAAAAGGCAUAUGUGGAAAAGCAACGUCGUAACUGGUUAUCAUGUUACAAGGACCCGAAAUGUAAAUUACCCAUGUGAUCUUCCCAAUCUUUACCACGUGACUAUCCAUGUGAUUAAAUCCGUUUUGUUUUGUUUGGAA